AUGCGAUCGAGUCGGACCAUUGCGCGGGUCAUAGGCACCAGUCUCGCGCUGGCUGUGCCCCUCGUGCAUGCAUUGUCGCCGCGUACAUCGAUCUCCGAUUCUUAUGAUUUUGUAAUUGUUGGUGGAGGUCAGGCUGGUCUCGUACUAGGUAGUCGACUGUCGGAGGACUCCAACUACACCGUCCUUGUUCUCGAGUCGGGCGGCAAUGGAGAUGAAUAUCGAGAACGUAUAGAUACUCCAGCGUACUCCUACUUUGACUCUCUGUGGACGACGCCUUUGAAUUGGGGUUACUAUACAGUUCCUCAGCCUAAUGCCUACGAUCGCGAAAUCUACUGGCCUCGUGGCAAGGUUCUUGGAGGGAGUUCCGCCAUCAAUGGACUGUAUUUGACUCGCCCGGGAGAGAUUGAGAUCAAUGCCUGGAAAGACAUGUUGGGAGACAUGGAUGGGGCCGAGAAUUGGGGAUGGGAUUCGUUCUACGCUGCGAUGAAGAAAAGCGAAAAUUUCACAGCCCCAUCCGAUAGUAUCGCACAAGAGGCAAACAUCACAUGGAAUACGGCAGACCAUGGCACGAACGGACCAAUCCACGCAUCAUAUCCUGGCUUCACGUUUUCUCAAGUCGGGCAGUGGGAAGAAUCACUAGUGAAUUUGGGCAUUGCCGCUUCCAGCGACAUGUAUGGUGGUCAGCCAUGGGGCGCCGAGGUGUCCACUUCAUGCAUCAAUCCUACGAACUGGACUCGGUCCUAUAGCCGCACCGGAUAUCUCGACCCGCUUCCAGACAAGGGCAACUACGAUGUGCUUGCUAAUGCUCAUGUCACUCGCAUUCUUUUCGACAAUUCGACCUCCUCCGGCAGUCUCACCGCGAACGCCGUUGAGUACACGACCAAUAAUGGGACGACCAAACUCACGGUCAAGGUUAACAAAGAAGUUAUCCUCGCGGCUGGUACGAUCGGUAGUCCAGCUGUCCUGCUUCAUAGCGGCGUCGGCCCAAAGGACGUUUUGUCUAACGCUGGCGUGGAUCUUGUUUCCGAACUUCCUGGUGUCGGCCAGCACCUCCAAGAUCAUCUCAGCGCAACUGUGACAUGGACUACGAAUGUGGAAACUGCAGGCUCGAUAUUCUACGAUAAUGGUAGCGAAAGGAACAACCCACUAUUCCUUACUUACAUCGACGAUGCCGUUGCAUAUGUGAACGCUACCGGGAUCUAUGGUAGCCAAGUCGAGCAAUUCAAGUCGACUAUUCUCAGUUCAAUCAGUCAGUACAAACCGAAUACGACUUACGACAACGGAGUUGUUGAUGGAUACACGGCAAUUUGCAACAUGACCGCAUCUACGAUAUUCGAUAGCCCGAUCGGCCAGAUUGAAAUUCUCUUCAUGAACAGCGAUGGACAUGGCGAUAUAGGCAUUACUGCCGCUCUGCAGCAUCCUUAUAGUCACGGCCGCAUCUACAUCAACUCCUCCAAUCCAAUGGACUAUCCGGUCAUUGACCCGAAUUAUAUGUAUAACCCGGCUGAUUAUGAGAUUCUGCGUGAAGGGCUGAAACUUGCCCGCAAACUAGGCGAGACUGCCCCAGUAAGUAGUACGCUGACAAACGAAACAUCGCCCGGCUCAUCUGUUCAAACCGAUGAUCAAUGGCUGGAUUGGAUAAUGAAGUCCGCUGGUACGGAAUUUCACCCGUCGUCAUCUUGCGCGAUGCUUCCCCGUGAACAGGGUGGCGUUGUUGACGCGAAUCUUCGCGUAUACGGCCUUGCGAAUGUUCGAGUCGCAGACGCCAGUGUUCCCCCUAUUGCAUUGUCCACACAUUUGAUGGCUUCGACGUACGGUGUUGCCGAGCAAGCGAGUAUUAUCAUUCGGAAGUAUUAUGAUGGAGCGCAGGCUACGACGGCACCUUCCUUCAGCGCUUCGUCUUCCAAUACAACUGCCACUGGUAUCUCGAGCAAGCACUCUAACGGUAGCGCUCAUAGAAGCGGAUACGCUGUUUUAGUCCUUGCAUGGAUGCCGUUGAUGAUCACUCUUGUGUUCGGCGGUUGGAGCUAA
Penicillium daleae is the source of this 2031-nucleotide messenger RNA. RefSeq names its product GMC family oxidoreductase. The record is from RefSeq and is a predicted model, not a curated record. Lineage: Eukaryota; Fungi; Ascomycota; Eurotiomycetes; Eurotiales; Aspergillaceae. The coding region runs from base 1 to 2031 and encodes 676 amino acids. The transcript has 7 exons. Gene Ontology annotation, molecular function: flavin adenine dinucleotide binding; oxidoreductase activity, acting on CH-OH group of donors.